Messenger RNA from Cherax quadricarinatus, 4053 nucleotides. The record is from RefSeq and is a predicted model, not a curated record. NCBI's taxonomy places the organism in Eukaryota, Metazoa, Arthropoda, Malacostraca, Decapoda, Parastacidae.
AUGUACACGGUUUAUGUCACGCCCAUCUUGGAGUAUCCAGAGCCAGUAUUGAACCCGUAUCUGCUUAACCACAUAAAGAAACUGGAAAAAAGUGCAAAGAGUUUCCGGUUUGAGGAGAAGAUGCGCUACCGGCAGAUGUUGCAACAGUUUACAAACACCUCAGUGUUGCCUAACACAUACAGUGUGUAUCAGAGAUCAUGCAGGACCCCAAGUGUAUGUAGUAGGUAUGUGCAACUGGACUCUGAAACUGAGAGCGUCAUCUUCGUGGAAGAAGUGAAGAAACUAAAACACGGAAAUUCAUUAGAACAAAUCCUGCAAGAGUCUUCCAUCUAUAGCAAGGACUGGUGGAAGAAACGGCGUGAAAAGUAUGAAACGCAAAGCAAAAAUGAGGAUGUGGAGAUUGAGUUUGCAUCUCAAAGGCAAAGAAAAUUAACAGAGAAGCGAAUACAGCAACAAAAUUCCCUAGAAGACAGAAUUACACACAGGUUGAAAUACCUGGACCUGAGUUUCCCAUCUAAGGUGGAGGAAAUACCACCGGAGCUUGAAGUGGAGCCACAGCCGCAGGAAUUUAUACAACUCACUCCUGAGAUGGAGGAUGUAAUUGACAGUGCCCUAAAGAAGUUCCCAGCAAGUGAGGUCCUAGUAGACAAAUUCAACAUUCAAAUUAUUCGUCGAGAUAUUGCUACAUUGUCAGGACUAAACUGGGUCAAUGAUGAGGUAGUACUACUUGCUACAAGAUUAAUGGUCCAAGCGCGAAUAUACGCUGUGUUAUCAGUCAGUCAGAAGUGGACUAAGAAAGUUGAUGUGUUCACGUAUGAUCUGCUCCUUGUACCAGUUCAUCUAGGAAUGCAUUGGUGUCUGGCUACAAUUGACUUCCAGACAAAAUCAAUCCAAUACUAUGACUCCAUGCUGGGUACCAACGACCAAUGUUUAGAAGCUCUGCUUGACUACCUAAUAUCUGAGCACGAGGACAAAAAGAAAUCUCCUUACAAUGCAAGUGACUGGAUAUUGACCAAUGUUAAAUCUAUACCACAACAGAUGAACGGAUCAGACUGUGGAAUGUUCGCCUGCAAGUUUGCAGAGUAUUUGUCCCGCAAUGCUCCCAUAACAUUUCAACAGCAACAUAUGCCCUAUUUUAGAAGAAGAAUGGUGUACGAAAUUGUAAAUGCUACUUUAAUGUAAAACAGCUUUAUAAAAUAAAUGUCCAUAGAAAAGCUAAGGUGUAUGACUGUGGAGGACUCGUGUUAGACAUCAGUCUCUGAUGUUAUGAGGUCCGAAAUCGUAAAUAAACUUAGCAUAUAAUUCACUUUGACAUUUCAAAAUUUACUAAUUGGUUCAUGAUGGUGUUACUUAAAUGAGGUAGUUGUGGCAGUUUGCCUCAAGGAAAAAAUCUUGUAUCAAAAUUAAUUUCACAAUACAGUAUCAUGAAAUUAAGAAAUUGUAGCAACAGUAUAGAUGGGACUGAUGUAGCAACAUUACUUGUGUGAGACCUCUACCUUAUGAUAGUCUUAGAUCUACAUUUUUUGCACUUAGAUAAUUAAAAAUUUGUAUAUUAUAUUUGUUGUAAUGGGGACAGCGAGUGCCAAGCAGCUAUAUUAUUUGAUGAUGAUAAGACUAUUGUUACUCUAUACUACAAUACUGAAAUGAAAAGUUGUAACAAGUGUCUAGAACAUAAUGCUUUCCAGUGAAUGUUGUGGAAUUGUGGUACAAAUUAUUUUAGUUGCCUUGUUGUUUAAAAUAUGGUAAUAUGUUGCUAAAUUGAAUUUUUGGACACAUUCUUCUUGUAUAAUUAGAAAAAAUGGAGACAUUUUUACUGUCAUCAUUAAUAAACAUUUCUUGUCAGUGAUAUUUUUUCCAUCUUGUACAUAUUCAGCUAUUAGAUUUAUAAACUAUCUAAGCAUCUUCUGUCAACACAUUUAAUAAUAUAGGGCACUUCAUUUUUGCCUUAAAAUUAUUUAAAGCUAAUGCAUUUUUUUCUUAACACAUCGGCCGUUUCCCACCAAGGCAAGGCAACAUAUUUUUCCUUAUUAGAAAAUAUUAAUAUAAUAUCAUUUUCUUCUCAAGUAAUGUAUUACUGAGGCCAUUUCUUCAAUUAUUCAUUCAGAUGUACAAAAUCUUGCAAUUGCCAAAGAUAAUGUUUCUCCAUGCAUUUCUGUUUUUUUUAUGAGGAGGUUUUUCAUCUGGAAUAUACGUGUAUUUAUGGUGGAUGUAUAGUAAUGACUGAGAUGCAUGAAAAGAACUGUAGUCAACCCACUCUAAAAGUGCCAAGUGAUGACAACUUGGAGAGAUAAGGAUGAGUGUUGUUACAUCUAUGAAUUACAAUGUGCCUUAAAACACUUUUAAGCUAGAAGCAUUGGCCAGAACAGUGUGUAAUAAUUUAUGCUGGGUGCGAAGAGUUACAGACUUGAAAAUAACACUAAAGAAAGAGUACUCGCUAAAUUGUGUGUGUAUGAGCAGAGUGCUAGCUCAUGGCAGCCUCACUUAAUUACAGUCAGCAUCAUUAUCGGUCCCAGGAGCUAUCAUCUCUACCUGCAACACUGUAAGGUGUGUGUGUCAGAGCAUAUUAUUUAAAAGGGGUGUUUGUAUGUUGUGAAUGCUGGUGAAAACCUAAAAUGUUUGUUUAUUUUUUCAAAACUGACCGUCUCCCACCGAGGUAGGGUGACACAAAAAGAAACACUUUCAUCAUCAUUCACUCUUACCACUGUCUUGCCAGAAAUGCUCCGAUACUACAUUUAACCCCUAAAUGGUCCAGACGUAUAUAUACGUUUUUUCAACAUUUGAAAGUAUGUAAAAAAAUGUAGAUCUUCUUUCUUCUUUUACAUUUGGAAAUGUGUGAAAAAACUUUCGUCUACAUUUUUUUUUUUUGUUAUACUUGAAAAUAUGUAAAGAAAUGUUGAUCUACUCUUGGAGCACUACAGAUUUGAACGUUGAUCUGUUUGGACCGUUUAAGGGUUAAGGUACCCCUCCAUUAUUAUAAUUAUAAUCAUGGGGAAGCACUAAACCCAUAGGAUUAUAUAGUGCCUGUGGGGGUAGGAUGGAAGGUAUUCAGGCUUAAUUCAGGUAACUGGAGCACAGAUCCAAUUCCCUAGAUCAAGAGCUUCUCAUUAGCAUCAAGGAACCUCCCUUGAGAGGUAGUGCCCCUCCAAACUACAAACAUCCCUACCCCUCUAGAGUGUAGGCACUGUACUUCCCACCUCCAGGACUCGAGUGCAGUUAACUGGGUUCCCUGUAUCCCACUCCUCAUACCCCAACAGCUUGUCAAGUCCCAAAAACCAUUUGCCUCUACUUACUCCUUUCUAACAUGCUCACAAACUCCUGUAGGAUGUUCAUUCCCCUCAAACACAAAACCACCUUUACCACCUCCCUUAAACCUUUCUUAGGAUGACCCCCCAUCCUCCCAUGCCUUCCAUCUCCUACAGAUUUAUACACCCUCCAAGUCAUCUUAUUUUCCCCUGUUCUCACUUAAUGUCCAAACCACCUCAAGAAUCCCUCUUCAGCCCUCUAGAUAAUAACUUUAGUAACCCCACACCUCCUCCUGAUCUCCAAGCUAUGAGUUUUCUGCAGAAUAUUCACACCACACAUUUCCCUCAAGACACGCCAUCUCCAUUCCCUCCUGCCUCCUCGCUUCAGUGUUCACAACCCAGUCCUUCACAUCCUUAUAAGAGUAUUGGCACCACUAUACUCUCAUAUAUUCCCUUUUUUUUUAUAGCCUCCAUAGAUAACGUUUCUAUAGGUAGUAGGUUGGUAGACAGCAACCACCCUGGAAGGUACUACUGUCCUGCCAAGCAAGUGUAAAACGGAAACCUGUAAUUGUUUUACAUGAUGGUAGGAUUGCUGGUAUCUUUUUUCUGUCUCAUAAAUGUGCAGAAUUUCAGGUACGUCUUGCUACACUUAGGUCACACUACACAUGCAUGACCUCUUCAAGGCUCCUUGGCGUGGUGAAGAGGCUCUUGGUCUGAGGAAUUAGACCUGUCGGUCUCCUUCCUCGGACCGAACCUAAUUACCCCCCAAUCCCCCGUUCCCUAUCCCAUCCUCCCCUUUUUCCUUCCCUAC